This is a messenger RNA of Pungitius pungitius (ninespine stickleback), 3275 nucleotides long. RefSeq names its product lysophosphatidylcholine acyltransferase 2 (gene lpcat2). The transcript has 14 exons. Gene Ontology annotation, molecular function: 1-acylglycerophosphocholine O-acyltransferase activity; calcium ion binding; lysophosphatidic acid acyltransferase activity. NCBI's taxonomy places the organism in Eukaryota, Metazoa, Chordata, Actinopteri, Perciformes, Gasterosteidae. Bases 211 to 1779 code for a protein of 522 amino acids. Gene Ontology annotation, cellular component: endoplasmic reticulum. The record is from RefSeq and is a predicted model, not a curated record.
GCCUAGACGCGUUCCCGUGGUUCCGCACUGGGUGCACGCUGGGAUUCGCCGUAGCGCCGGUAACGCUCGUCCGACGCAGGUGGUGCACACGGGAGAGCCGCCGCGCAAUGAUAACAUAACGCCGCGUCGACUUUUAUCCGUCCGUCCGUCCGUUCCCCCCCUCCCUCCCCCCGGUGUCUCCGUCCGUCCGUCCGUCCGUCCGGCGCCGCGAUGCCGCCGCAGCGCGUGUUCGCUUUGCCGAGGCAGCAAUCUCUGCUCCUGCCCGCGGUCAUCAACCCGUUCGUCCAAGACACCCGUCUGACCAAAGCGGCUAUAAUAAAAUGUGUCCUCGUGGGUCUCAUCCUGGUGCCCGUUCGCGCUGUCCUCGUGUCCCUGGUUCUGAUGGUGACAUGGCCUGUGGCCGUCCUAAUAACCCUCAACCACCCUAUGAAGGGAGCAGUGGAGCCGAUGACAGGCUGGAGAAGGCUCAUGUGUCGGAAAGUGAUGGCGGCUCUGGGGAGGACGUACUACUUCUGCAUGGGCUUCAGGGUGGUGGUCAAGGGCAAGCAAGCCGACAGCACCGAGGCCCCCAUCCUGGCCGUGGCGCCGCACUCCACCUUUUUCGAUGGGAUCGUGUGCCUCGUUGCGGGCCUCCCCUCCACCGUCUCGCGCGUCGAGAACCUUGAAACGCCCAUCUUUGGCCGGUUCGUGCGCUGUCUUCAGCCUGUGCUGGUGUCCAGAAAGGACCCCGACUCCAGGAAGAAUACAAUCCGGGAGAUUGAAAGCAGAGCCAAGUCCGCAGGCCGCUGGCCACAGGUUUUGAUUUUUCCGGAGGGAACAUGUACAAAUCGCUCAUGUCUCAUCACUUUCAAACAAGGUGCCUUUGUCCCCGGGGUCCCUGUGCAGCCUGUGAUUAUGAGAUAUCCCAACAAACUGGAUACGGUGACUUGGACUUGGCAGGGUUUCAGCUCGAAGACGCUGCUGCUUCUAACUCUGAGCCAGCUGUACACCACGGUGGAGAUAGAGUUCUUGCCAACGCAGAUCCCCACAGAGGAGGAGAAGAAGAGCCCUCCCCUGUUUGCUAACAGAGUGCGACAAACUAUGGCCCGGACCUUAGGAGUUCCAGUGACCGACCACACGUACGAAGACUGCCGCCUGAUGAUCUCAGCCGGUGAGCUGACGCUGCCCAUGGAGGCCGGCCUGGUCGAGUUCACCAAAAUAAGCCGUAAACUCAAUCUGAAGUGGGACAAUGUGAAAAAGGACCUAGAGGGCUUCGCAGCAAUUGCCGGCUCUUGUAAAGGGGGACGGAUCACCAUCGAGGAGUUUGCCAAAUUCCUGAAGUUGCCUGUCAACCCAGCCCUCGAGGAGCUUUUUGCAUUGUUUGACAGGAACGGAGACGGCACCAUAGACUUCAGAGAGUACGUUAUCGGCGUGACCAUUUUGUGUCGACCGGCCAACACGGAAGAUGUGCUUCGAAUGGCUUUCCAGCUGUUUGAUGUGGACAAGGAUGAGAAAAUCACCCGAGAGGAGUUCUCUGCUCUGCUGCGCUCAGCUCUGGGUGUUUCCAAUCUGAACAUGGCCAAACUCUUCAAGGAGAUUGAUGCUGACCGCUCCGGUUUCAUCACCUUUACUGAAUUUCACGACUUCGCCAUGGUCCACCCGGAGUACGCCAAGCUCUUCUCCACCUACCUGGAGCUCCAGAGAUACCAGGCCAUCCAGGAGGCGACGCCGGGGGAUCUGGAAUUAACCGGUUCAGCUGAAGAACAGGAAGACAGCACCUCAGACAAAAAAGAUGACUGAGGGUGACACCGAGGAUGGCUGCGACUCGACGGGAUGGGAAGGGAAAAAGCAAACGUGUGUCCCGCCCCUUUUGACUUUAAACACAGGUCAGCAUUGUAGGUCAUGUGCUUGCCUUUUUAUAAAUAGUUUUUUAGAGUACUUCUUUUUUUCAAAGUUGGUGCCUUAUCGAGAUCUCAAAUGAACCACCUUGCCCAAGUCGCCGCACAAUAAACGUCGUAUUGCAGUCUUUUGAAUCCCCAAAGCUUUGUGUGUAGGUGUGUUUUGGUCAUGUGUUCUUCAUAUAAAAAAAAAAAAAAAAAAGAACAUGCAAACAACCACUGGCUCUGUCCCGAUAUAGUGGAGCACAGUUGUUCCGUAGAAUUAGGAACGCGGAAACUUUAGAAGCACCGCAAUCGUAGUGUUAGUGACAGCGUUUUAUGACAUAAUCGCCAUACUUUUGACCACAUUUCUGUGUAUCUUUCGGCUUCCCUUUGCUCGGACUUGGAUAAACGUGCAUGUUGCGUUGUGCACCUUCUUCUUGGACUCUCUGUUCCCGUGUAAAUGUGCAGAGAACAGUAGCCUUUAAAAAAAAAAAAAAAUCCAACCAAAGGGCCCACGUGCUUCUGCGUUGCAGUAUAAUUAGUGUACCGUUGAGCUUUAUUAAGAUCGCUCCAAUCCGGCAAAGCCACUGAUGUUCUGUAGUAAAUCCAUGUCUACAAGGAGCAUACGCGCUGUGCAUUACACUUAUUUUCAGCGCUCGGGGUGGGGGUGGGGGAGGGGGCACGGACCUUGUAAGACGGCUGUAUAAUUAGACAGAGGUUUGUUUUGCAUCUGUAUCUAUUUGCAUUUCUACCGAAGGCGGCUUAUUGCUGAGACAGCAGCACGUCUGUGCAGCUUUGAGUUAACGAAAGCAAAUCGGCCGCCAAAUUUAGGGCAAUUUGUGAGCAAAAAGGCAACGGUGCUUCUUCACGACAUCGCACCCCGGCGGGGUUGUGCUUUCAGAUUAUCUAGCGUCUACUGUUAUUUAUUUAGCAAGGCGCAUUGCAAUUAUGUGAUUUCUUUUUUUGUUAACAAUGCAAAUUUUGCUUUUUAAAAUAAAACAGAGUAAAAUGUUAAGCUUGCUGGAUUUUUUUGUAUUCGCCACUGAGGGAACUAAUGACUUCUGUAGAUUUUGAAUUUAAUGAAGCACAGAUGCUUUGGAAGUGUCUCUGGUUCUCUGCAUCGCCACCAGGGGCCAGUACUUACCUACGAGUAAUUCCUCCAUGUGUUUGCUUUUUGUUCUUUUACUAAAGUACCAGUUUGAAAUUCAGCCAGUAGAGCUAGAAACAAUGUUUAAUCAGGAUUUACGGUACGUGUUUUGGUAUGGGUAAAAUAAUGCAUACAUGUGCAAACGUUGCAAUUAAUCUUGAGGCACUGAAACUGAGUUUUGCCAUCGUUUUAAAUUCCUAUCAGCAAUAAAAGUGAGUUCAUCUUUGAUCUUGAACAUAAACAUUUCAAUAAAUCUCUUCUCAAUUUUG